GAAUAUAUUAUUGUUUUUGUUUGUCUUUCAAGAUUCUCUUGCAUGGUUUUACCAACUUUGAUUUGCUGAUGAAUUGUAUAUUUUUUGAUGGUAUCUUUCGAUUUUCUUGAGGCUUGUCAAGACAAGAGAGUGGGAUAUGUUAGUACCAUGUUCAAGAAAUUAAUGUUUUUUGUUGAAUUAGAGGCUUAGCUAGACUGAUUGUUUAUGUUCUUUCUGUUUUAAAUUUAAGCUAAAUUUCAACAUCUAUUCAACAUAUGUGACAAAUUGUAUGAUAAUUGUGCUGAAAUAUGUCUGUUGUGAAUGGUAGAUAAAUUAAGUUUGGGUAUGGAGAAGGAAAAAGAAGAUGCAUACUCACCUACUGGAGUGCUAGAGGACUACUUGAAUAGCUUAGAAUCCGAUAGUGUGUCUACGAAAGACGGCACUUGUGUUGAGGACCAACAGUUGUCGAAACCUCCUUCUAGGUGGGCUGGUUUUGUGCAGUUACUGAAAUCCAAGUCAAGAAGGCAUUUAGGCACCUUGCAUCCUCUUAAUCUUUCUAAAAGAUUUAGCAGCAGCAUGAGAGAAAUAGCCAGUCCUCACGCGGAUUCUGAUUUGAAUUAUUUUAAGCCUCAUUGGAAGAAUUUCACCCUUUUGCAACUCCAAUCUGCUACCAACAAUUUUUCCCAUGAAAAUCUUAUUGGAAAGGGAGGCUAUGCUGAGGUUUAUAAAGGAUGCUUGCGAAAUGGCCAGCCUGUUGCAGUUAAAAAACUGGUGAAAGGGUCGCCUGAGGAGAGGAUAGGGGACUUCCUAGCAGAGCUUGGAAUCAUGGCUCAUGUUAACCAUCCUAAUACCGCCAAGUUGAUUGGUUACGGGGUUGAGGGAGGCAUGUACCUUGUUCUAGAGCUUUCUGCUCAUGGUAGUUUGGCAUCACUACUUCAUGCUUCAAAUACAAAACUGGAAUGGAGUAUCAGAUAUAAGGUUGCUACGGGAACAGCCGAAGGCCUUGUAUAUCUUCAUGAAGGUGGUCAAAGAAGAAUUAUUCACAGAGAUAUAAAGGCUGCAAAUAUAUUACUUACAAACGACUUUGAGCCUCAGAUUUGUGACUUUGGGCUUGCAAAAUGGCUCCCGGAGCACUGGACUCACCACACCGUGUCAUCAUUUGAAGGCACAUUUGGCUAUCUUGCUCCAGAGUUCUUGAUGCAUGGCAUAGUAGAUGAGAAAACUGAUGUGUUCGCCUUUGGAGUGCUGCUAUUGGAACUUAUAAGUGGACGUCGAGCUCUGGAUUACUCACAACAAAGCCUUGUAAUGUGGGCGAAGCCUUUGCUCAAGAAAAAUAACAUCAGAGAGCUUGUCGAUCCUUUACUCCUCGAUGACUACAACUCCCUACAGAUGAACCUUAUGGUUUUAUCUGCUUUUCUCUGUGUGCAACAGUCAUCUAUCCGACGACCUCGAAUGAAUCAGGUUCUACAGAUUUUAAAAGGUGAUCACAGGAGCUUGGAGAUGGUGAAAAGAUGUAGAAAGGCAUCUUAUUGGAGGAGGUAUUACGAGGAGCUUUUUGAUGCAGAGGAUCAUCAUUUGAACAGAGUCUAGGACUCGUAUAUUCCUAGUAAGCCGAAACAGACGCCUUACAAAAAAAUGGCUAGUGUAAAAUAUAGUUUUAGACCACUUAGCAAAUAUUUAUAUCUCUUAGUUUAGUCCCCUGAUAGCAGUCUAAAUCAGUGGACCGUAUUUGUGCUCCCUGCAGAUUAUGCUAAUCAAGUCGGAAACUAAAAAGAAAUAAUUUAUUUUUGUUUCUGGUAGAGUCAAUGCUAUCUUCAAUAUGUAAAUAUUUCACUACUAGAUCAGAUUCUGUUUAGUUAAGUAUGCACACUAUCAGUCACUCGAUGAGAAUGAUCCUGAUUUUCUUUUAUGUAACCAGUCAGAGUAAAUUUGUGAUUCA
Daucus carota subsp. sativus is the source of this 1918-nucleotide messenger RNA. Its product is annotated as receptor-like cytosolic serine/threonine-protein kinase RBK2. Lineage: Eukaryota; Viridiplantae; Streptophyta; Magnoliopsida; Apiales; Apiaceae. Gene Ontology annotation, biological process: protein phosphorylation. Gene Ontology annotation, molecular function: protein kinase activity; ATP binding. The record is from RefSeq and is a predicted model, not a curated record. The transcript is spliced from 7 exons. Bases 301 to 1569 code for a protein of 422 amino acids.